AUGGGUAUCACACUCCAUGCCAACAAUACCGAUGACCCUCCAGAGGUCAGAAACUGGAAGGUCCACAUGAUUGCCCUCAUCGCGUCCAUGGGCGCGCUGGCUAUGGGCUAUGAUACGUCUGUCAUUGGUGGCACCAUGGCAUUGGACUCUUUCCGCCGCGACUUUGGUCUUGUCGAUGUCACUCAAUUCCAGCGCGACACACUGCAAGGCAAUAUCGUAUCGACCUUCCAAGCUGGAACCUUCUUCGGUGCACUCUUAACUUUCCCAGUUGGCGAAAAGAUCGGUCGCAAGAAUGCCAUUCUCAUCGCAUCUAUCAUCUUCCUCAUUGGCGGUUCUAUCAUGACUGCUUCAAGUGGAAUCAUUGGUCUCAUCUAUGCUGGUCGCGCCAUUGCCGGUUUUGGCAUUGGUAUGGUCUCUCUCCAGGUUCCCGUCUAUAUCGCCGAAACUUCACCCCCCUCGAUUCGUGGUCGACUCAUAGGUAUAUUCGAGAUAUUAUCUCAAGGAGGAGGCAUGUUAGGCUUCUGGAUAAAUUAUGCCGUAAAUCAAACUAUCUCCAGCGGCGGUCAAGUCCAAUGGAUCGUUCCUCUCGGCCUCCAGCUCCUGCCUGGUCUGCUGCUCGCCGUUGGCAUUUUCUGGUGUCCAGAGUCGCCUCGAUACUACGUUAAGAAAGACCGCUGGGAGGACGCUGCAAAGACGCUCUCCUGGAUUCGUAACCUUCCUCAAGACCACGAAUACAUCCAGCGUGAACUUGACGACAUCCGUACCCAGCACUUGCUCGUCCAACCACCAUCCGGACUCAAGAAUCCAAAGCGUUACUACUUCCAGCGCCUCUUCCAGAAGGGUACCCGCAACAGAAUCGGUAUCGGUCUUCUCCUCAUGGCCUUCCAGAACUUGACAGGCGUCAAUAUCAUUACAUACUACUCCCCCCGAAUUUUUGAAACCCUCGGAAUCACUGGUACCGACACCAAACUCUUCGCAACAGGUUUCUACGGUGUAGCAAAAACCCUCGGUAUGAUCAUCUUCUCCGUCUGGCUUGUCGAACGUCUCGGUCGUCGUCCAGGUCUCAUCUGGGGAGCCUUCGUGGGCUCACUUCCAAUGUGGUAUCUCGGAGGCUACGUCUUGAAGAACGAUCCCACGAAAGCUGCAGCUGCAGGUGAAGUUUCUCGGUCCGGAGCAGGUUACUUCGCCAUGGUUUGCGUGUACCUCUACGGCUUGAUCUACUGCGCAACUUGGCAAGGUAUCACCUGGGUAUACUGUUCUGAGAUCUUCCCGCUCGAUAUCAGAAUGCUGUGUGUUGCCAUCACAACGGCCGAUCAGUGGUUGUGGUCUUUCAUCAUUUCGAGGACGACGCCAUAUAUGAUCACCUCUCUCGGGUACGGGACGUACUUCUUCUUCGCUGCAUUGAUGGUCUGCAUGGGCGUAUGGGCAUGGCUGUUCGUGCCGGAAACCAAGGGAAAGACUCUGGAGGAUAUGGAGCCCAUCUUUGGAGCGCUGCCUCCUCUCAACACGAAGGCUUUGGAAGAGGAGGGAGAUUCACCCGAUUCUCCUACCAGAGAAAUCAGUGAGAAGUUUGGCGGGAACGUCUCGUAUCUCGAGACGACAGAUCGACGAGAGGCAAGAGGGCGGAGAUCAAGAUCUGUGACACCUCAGCCGAUCGCCAGAGUCAUGAGCUCGUAGGAAGAUGAAAACGCUGAGAAGAGGAAGGACAGCACACCUGAAUGAUUCAAGCUGGGCUGAUGAUGAAAAUGACGACGAGUAAUGAGAGCAUGUGAUUUGGAGCCAUAUUCUUAUGCAUAUUGCACUUGGCGCGACUGAGUGUUUGGAC
Molecule: messenger RNA, 1825 nt
Organism: Cercospora beticola
Lineage: Eukaryota; Fungi; Ascomycota; Dothideomycetes; Mycosphaerellales; Mycosphaerellaceae
Product: sugar porter family MFS transporter
Biological process (GO): transmembrane transport; carbohydrate transport
Cellular component (GO): membrane
Molecular function (GO): carbohydrate:proton symporter activity
Source: RefSeq, a predicted model, not a curated record